CUCCUCCCAGCGCCCUUUGCCUCGAGCUCCCUGCUCCUGGGCCAACUGCUCGUCGACCCCCUGAACCCGGAAUACCAGUCCGUCAGCACGGGGAGCUCACACUCGGUGGAGGAGCCCGUCCUCCGGGCCGGGUACAAAGACAUCAUCCUGCAAGACGACGAAGGACGGCUCGUGUCAAGCCUUGCAGACCGCCUGCACUUCCCCCAGGACAACCUCCUCCUCGUCCAAGCCGAGCAGAUGUCAUACACCUCGCUCAAGAGCCCCCACGCUGCCUUCGAAGGGCUCCGCCGCAGUGACGUCCACUCCUUCCUCCGCAAGAUGGCUCUCCGCGACCAGCCCCUCUACUACGUCACGGGCAUCCAGAAGCUCAAGAACCCCAGCUUCAAGCGCGCCGUCGUGCGGGAGGGGUCCAUAGCCGAGGCUCCUGCGUCAUCCGACACCAAGCUCCGCCUGCCCACGCACGUGCGCCGAGACUCCACCAUGGACCUCGAGGAGACGAGCAACGACGCCAUCUUCGGCGCCGAGCUGCGCAAAGUGCGCUGCCGCGUCGGCGCUCCCGAGGAGCCGCACGCCAUCGAGGACAUCGACUACUCCUGGACAUACCACAAGCUUGACGGACUAGACGAUCUGCAGCUGGCCAUCGGCCUGGGCAAGGUGCUGCAGGCGGCCGAACUGAGGGCCCUCGCUGGCAUCGUGCACGAUGAG
Molecule: messenger RNA, 705 nt
Organism: Trematosphaeria pertusa
Lineage: Eukaryota; Fungi; Ascomycota; Dothideomycetes; Pleosporales; Trematosphaeriaceae
Exons: 1
Source: RefSeq, a predicted model, not a curated record